This is a messenger RNA of Ixodes scapularis (black-legged tick), 1434 nucleotides long. RefSeq lists its product as uncharacterized. Lineage: Eukaryota; Metazoa; Arthropoda; Arachnida; Ixodida; Ixodidae. Bases 1 to 1434 code for a protein of 477 amino acids. The transcript is spliced from 3 exons. The record is from RefSeq and is a predicted model, not a curated record.
AUGGGUGCCGACACGGUCGAAGAAGCGAUUACGCUAUACGAAACGUCUAACUCUAUCAUGAAGGAUGCGGGCAUGAACUUGAGAAAAUGGGCCUCCAACGACAAGCGCGUGCAGCACAUAAUGAACGAAGCGGAAGCAGAUGCGGUACCGGCAGACACGAACCUUAAGCUGUCUAGAAUCUCCAAGGUGCUGGGAAUGAUUUGGGACAAGGACAGUGACAGUUUCAAGUUUUCGAAACUAUGGAAACUGGGAGUGAACUGGGAUGAAGAAAUACCUGAGGAACUAUAUGUCGAAUGGUCCAACUGUUGCAGAGACAUUCCUAACAUCUACGCAGUACAUGUGCCAAGACACAUUAAGAAUGGACAAAAAACACCGUUUAAAGAAGUCCAGUUGCACAUAUUCGUGGACGCCAGCACACAGGCAUAUGGAGCAUGCGCCUAUCUAAGAAUCGAAGAUAACAGCGGGGACGUUGGGACUACCUUAGUUACCGCAAAGGCAAGAGUGGCGCCUCUUAAGGUAUUGUCUUUGCCACGAUUGGAGCUCAUGGGAGCCACAAUUGGAACGAGGCUGCUGGAAUACCUAGGUUGUACGUACACAGAGCUUAAAGAAACAUACACCAUGUGGACCGACUCGACAGUUGUGCUAAGUUGGAUAAGAGGUCCGGCGAGCAGGUGGAAGCCAUUUGUCAAACACCGCGUUCUAGAAAUUCAAACUAAGAGCGUGCCAGAGAAAUGGAGACAUUGCCCGGGAGACACUAACCCAGCAGACCUGCUGACAAGAGGAGAAUCUCCAUCGAUUCUUCGCGAUAGCUGUCUGUGGUGGAAAGGGCCGAAAUGGCUCAUUUCUGGAGCAGAUGACUGGCCGGAAACCCCACCUCAAUUAGGGGAAUUCAAUGAGCUCGAAACAAAUGAGUUGAAACCGACCCAGGUGUACCUGCAGACAGAUGGUCAAGAAACGGCCGCACUUUUUGAUCUAAAGAAGUGCAACGGGUAUCAGAAGGUGCUUAGAAUAACAGCCUGGGUGACGAGGUUUGCGCGUAACAGCAGUUCUAAAGAAAAUAGACAAGUCGGCCAAUUGGAGGCCGUAGAAUAUGCUGCAGCAGAACAAUAUUGGAUAAAGCAAGCUCAAGGACAAGCCUUCUCAAGGGAGAUUCAGUUACUUUCUAGCAAUCAGGACAUUGAGCCGGCCUCUCCUCUUUCGGAUCUGCACCCAUUUCUGGACCAUGAUAAUACGCUCAAGGUAACGGGACGGCUGCAACAAUUCAACGCCCCUUGCUCCGUGACACAGCCAAUCAUAUUACCGAACGAUCAUCAUCUGACUGAGCUGAUUAUUAUGGAUGCUCAUUAUCAAGUCGGCCAUGAAGGAGUAUCUAGCACCAUGGCCACCCUCCGACAGCGAUUUUGGAUACCUCGAGCACGACAGCGGAACGAGUGA